AUGACUGACCAGAUCAUCCUCUACGAUGCUCCAUCGAAAGCACCUCGCCGGUCGUUCAGCCCGAAUACAUGGAAAGUGCGAGCUAUACUCAACUACAAGAACAUCCCAUACCGCACCGAAUGGCUAGAAUUCCCCGACAUCCGACCCACCCUGAAGUCCUUCGGCAUCCCACCGAACGACCCAAGCGAACACUUCGACCACUCCAUUCCCGCUGUCAAGCUCCCAGAUGGUACCUUCGUCAUGGAAUCUGCGCAAGUUGCUCAAGCUCUUGAGAAGUACCAGCCAGAUCCGCCAGUCUACCCUGACAGCGAAAGUGCCAUCCGUGCCCAAGAACUCGUCACGCAGUUCGGGAACCGCCUCUCAGUAGCAUAUCUCCACAGACUCCCAGACAUGCUCCUCACCCCAGAGUCAGCCAAAUGGUACCACGAAGCUCGGACAAGGUUGAUUGGCGCAAGUCUUUAUGAUCUUCGAGACAGCCCUGAUUUGGGCGAAGGUGUCGCUUGGAAGAAUGCAGAGCCCACCUUCGCCGUGUUGAAGGAGUUUCUCAGCGAGAAUCCGGAGGGGCCGUAUGCAAUGGGUCAGCAAGUCAGCUAUGCGGACUUUGUGCUAUUGGGGUUCUGGAAGAUUCUGGGAAAGAUUGAUGUGGAGGGCGAUUUGUUUGGGAGGGUUAUGGAGAUGGAUAGGAAGUUUGAGGAGCAUGAGAGGGCUUGUCGGAAGUUCUGUGAGAAGGAUGAUUGA
Messenger RNA from Fulvia fulva, 738 nucleotides. RefSeq names its product Glutathione S-transferase-like protein ustS. NCBI's taxonomy places the organism in Eukaryota, Fungi, Ascomycota, Dothideomycetes, Mycosphaerellales, Mycosphaerellaceae. The record is from RefSeq and is a predicted model, not a curated record. The transcript has 2 exons. The coding region runs from base 1 to 738 and encodes 245 amino acids.